AUGCACGGCGCAGAGUCGCAGACGCGGGCAACCCUCGACGGUAACACUGCGUAUGCGAGAUGCAGCAUCAGACGAUUCUGUGCUACGGCGGCUUCUCGCAUUGCCAAGGGAUUUUUUCCUCAGAGGCUCUUUGUGUCGCAGGGCAGCGGAAGCUGGGAAAGCGCGGUAUUUACUAGGGCCUAG
Molecule: messenger RNA, 183 nt
Organism: Purpureocillium lilacinum
Lineage: Eukaryota; Fungi; Ascomycota; Sordariomycetes; Hypocreales; Ophiocordycipitaceae
Source: RefSeq, a predicted model, not a curated record